Molecule: messenger RNA, 1423 nt
Organism: Bursaphelenchus okinawaensis
Lineage: Eukaryota; Metazoa; Nematoda; Chromadorea; Rhabditida; Aphelenchoididae
Source: the annotation of a GenBank genome assembly
AUGUGGGAUCAAGCUAACAAGAGGUUUUCUUGGUUCACCAAGAAUGUAGGGACGAAAAGAACUGGCAAUAUUAUCAAAAGUAAGUUGAUAUUAAGUUUUUAACAUUGUUUAGUCCAAAAAAGUGGGUUGAUACCUCCAAAGUUGGUAGCCGAGAACAGCGUACCAAAGUUUUAUCGGGAGUUGAUAGUACAAUGUGGGGCUGAGACUUUGAACAAGAGUCCUAUUAACGAUGAAGUUAUGCUGUUGAUGUGGAGAACAGGACUUCCUGAAACUGUUCUUCAAGCAAUUUGGGAGUCUGUUAGUCCGUCGAAUUCCGACCAACUGAGUAGGCAAGAGUUCUAUUCUUGCUUAGUUUUGGUAGCUUUGGCACAGGUUAGUAUUUAAUUUUUAAUGUCAAAGAUAAUAAUAUUUUGUUUUUUUUUCAUUUUUCAGGUAUGACUUUAUGUUAGUAAAUAAUUUAUUUUUUUAGAGGAAUUUGACUAUCGCGGACUUGAGUGCGAUGAAAACAUUGCCAAUUCCAACAAUAUCUUCAGUAAAACCGAAGAAUGUGAAGAUGAACUUUAAAACGAAUGACAGUAAGACAAAGCCAAAUGCUCAUCUUCUGAAAACAGUGCAUCCGUUGUUCACGGAACAGAAAGUUGUCGUAGAUGGUGAUUUGAUUGUGUUUAACAAGAAUUCAACAGAGAAAAGUAGGUUUUUUCAUUUACAUAAUAAACGUUUUAUUAAUAUAUUAAUUUAAUUUUCUUUAGCAUCUGAUCUUGAAUUAUAUCCUUCAGUACGUCCUAGCAUGGAGGAGGUUUCCAAUUUUCACGUAGGUUAAUUCUUUUUUAACCAACUUUUUCACUUUGUUAGGCAAUUUCGUGGUUUUAUUAGGGUUUACAAUAUUUUUUAAAAAAAUUUGUUUAAUGAUUUCAAAGUACGUAUUGUAUUAUGCAAGAGUUACGCACAUACUUUGGACAAUUAGAUAACUUUGUUUUAGGAGAGCUUAGUGCCUUAUUGGGAGAGGUUACUAGAAGCAGCAUCGAAUCCGUUUUGUUUAGUGAAACAAACAAACUCAGCUGCCGUUGAAGCCUUGAAAACGGAAAAAGGAUUCAACUUUCUGAAGGCACUCUGUGAAAUACAAAAGAUUGUCAGAAGUGUGCACAAGAAUGCCAGUUCUCUAAAAACUACGAAUACCGAGUUAAUUGCCAAUUGCGAGAUCCUUUUUGCUGUUUGGACUAACUUAUUAAGCAUUUUGGAAGAGGAGAACAUACUAUUGGACCUGCCCGACGAGUUUGAGAAGACUGGCCACAUGUGUAAUAUCUGCGGAGAGUGGACAAGUGUUAACAACACUCACUUUGACAAAGAUACUGAGCUUAGUUACCACAUUCCGUGUGUUAACUUAUGGUUGAACUUGCUUGAUGACAAGUUACCACAAUUUUAA